Messenger RNA from Myzus persicae (green peach aphid), 1689 nucleotides. RefSeq lists its product as uncharacterized. The record is from RefSeq and is a predicted model, not a curated record. NCBI's taxonomy places the organism in Eukaryota, Metazoa, Arthropoda, Insecta, Hemiptera, Aphididae. Bases 856 to 1542 code for a protein of 228 amino acids. The transcript has 7 exons.
AAGGAAAAAUCAUUUUGCUGUGGAUAUUUUGUCCGUUAGAUAUUUUGACCAUGAUCCAUGAUAGACAUCUAUGUCUAUAAAUUUGACCAACCGUAUCAAAAUUUACAGUCUGUGAUAAGAUUAUGUUUCUAUGCGGCACGGACGACCAUAAAUUCGACUAAUAUUAAUUUUUUUCAACCCAUCACUGUCCGUGCAUAGUGGAUUGUCAUAUUUUGUCGUGAUUCUGUCGUUACUGGCUAUAAAAUUAUAAUCGUGAUUUGCUCAAAUCUUUUUUUUCUACAUUAUUAUGAUCUAAGGUCAUUCGUUUUAUCGUCUCGAUCGUCUUGACGUCUUAUCAGUUGUCCCUCGUUCACGUCUGGUCAUAAGUCCGUCAGUCGUGAAUAUAUUUUAAAUCGUUACAACUCUAGUCAGCUACCUAAAAGUUAUUACCUAAUCUCGUUUAAUGUAUAAAAUAUAACUAAUUAUAGUUAUUAUUAAUUUUGUAUUCAUCGUUGUGACGGUUAACUUUUAUCAGUAUUUGACACGACUUAAAAUCGCUUAGUUUUUCAACUGAUAACUUACACUACCUAUAGUUUCGUUGUAUCCAAAUUCGAUCACCACAGUACUUAAACUGGAAUUCUAAAUGCUCAUGGAUCAACAACAAAUUUCGUAUUUUUAUCAAGACCUGUUAAGUUGUCCCGCCCACUUGUACGAGUAGAUAUCAAGAACUAUCCUAUGCCAUUUUUUUUUUUUACAAAUAUUUUCACUUACGGUCAGUGGUCGAAAUAGCUCAAGAUAAGUGGAGGGAUGCCUUACAAUUCAGAUUUCCUGAUAUCAUCAUAACAUUCUUCAUACCUUGCAACAUAGUUUGGUUAUAUGGAAAUGCUAUCAAAUGGAUAUAGAUGUAUCAAAAAAUGUACCAAAGCAUUAAAGCAAUCCUUAUUUGAUUGGAUCCUUCAUAAAUUUAACAAUUUAUUGACCAGAACAAUGAGUGACAUCCCAACAGCAUCUACAUCAACAGCAUCAACAUCAUCAGCUUCGACGUCACAAACCAUGCCAUAUAAUUUUGACAAUCAGUGUCCGCUACGAGAUUUAGAUUAUACAACAACAGAGGAAUCAGAAAUUUCGUCUGAUGAAUCAGAAAUGUUUGAAGACAAUUUGAGUUAUUCAAAUGAUAAUGUUUGCAAGCUGGAUCCCAUAAUUGAUGAUAACAUGGACGAUACGUCGUGGUCGUCUACAGCAUCAUCCAAUACAUCAUACGGAGAUAAAUCGAGUUCUGAAAAUUCCGAAAUCUUAAAUGCGGCAAUUUUUAAAGAGUGGAUUAGAGAGGGCUGGGCUCUUAAUAAAUCAACUACUAAGCAAGAAAAUGCAGAGAAUUUAAUAUCACCAAUACUCAUAUUAGUUCAGCAACCAUGUGAAACUGAAGGCCAGAUGAAUGAAAUUGGAAUCGACCUGAUAAACGUGGAAGAACACGCAAAAAGACUCAAAGAACUCGAAAAAGAAAUUGAUUUCAUAGAAUCAACAGAAUGGAUGUAUCGCCCAAUAGACUCAUCUAUUAGAUAAUAUUAAAUCAUUUAACAAUCAAAUUUGUUAAACAUAAUCACAUUCUUCUAUUAAAAGACGAAAAUUGUUUGAUACAAAUUUUAAAUUUAAAAAAAUAUAAACUUAAGUGUAAUGAAUUUUUAAACAAUAUUGUGAAUACUUUAAAUU